Boleophthalmus pectinirostris (great blue-spotted mudskipper) is the source of this 1485-nucleotide messenger RNA. RefSeq names its product serine/threonine-protein kinase H1-like. Gene Ontology annotation, biological process: protein phosphorylation. Gene Ontology annotation, molecular function: ATP binding; protein kinase activity. Lineage: Eukaryota; Metazoa; Chordata; Actinopteri; Gobiiformes; Gobiidae. The record is from RefSeq and is a predicted model, not a curated record. The transcript is spliced from 4 exons. Bases 1 to 1485 code for a protein of 494 amino acids.
AUGGGUUGUGGAUACGGUAAAGUUGUGCCAGAGGGGUCUGCGGUGGGCUACGUGAGCGUGGUGCAGUCUUUGGUGGCUUUUUCUCGAGCGCGUGAAGAUAAAGAUGAAACGGGGAAGAAAUUGGAAAAGCAGAAAAGAUUUUGGUUUGGAGGUAACGCCAAGAAUCGCCAGGAAAAGGAGCGUCGGCCUUCAAAAAACACGAGAGACACAGGACACAGGGUCAAGACUAAAACGUAUAAAGACAAGUUUGAUCCAAGAGUCACUGCCAGGUACGAUAUCAAGGCUCUGAUUGGCCGCGGCCGCUUCAGUCGUGUGGUGCGCGUGGAGCACAGAGCGACCCGCCGGCCCUUCGCCAUAAAAAUGAUGGAGGUGGAAUUUCCCGAGGGCCGCGAAGUGUGCGUGACCGAGCUGACCGUGCUAAAGCGGGUCAGCCAUCCAAACAUCGUCCGUAUGGUGGAGGUUUUCCAAUUCCCCCACAGAGUUUACACGGUGCUGGAGCUCGCGACCGGCGGCGAACUCCUGGACCGAGUCGUGAGCAGGGGCCAUUUUACGGAACGCGACGCCACCAGAGCGAUCAAAAUGGUGCUCGCCGCUGUUAGCUACCUCCACAGUAUCGGCAUAACGCAUCGAGAUCUGAAACCAGAGAACUUGCUGUACUACCAUCCAGGAUCGAACUCCAGAUUGCUCGUAACGGACUUCGGCUUGGCUUCGUUUAGCGACAAAACCAGCGAGCAUUUAGGUAGCAGCGACAGUUCCAGCGUGGGUACUUCCUGGUCUUGGCGGAGUACGUGUGGAACGCCCGAGUACAAGGCUCCUGAAGUCGUGCAAAGGAAACCCCAUUGCAGCGCGGUGGAUCUGUGGGCGAUGGGCGUCAUAGCGUUCAUCGUUCUGAGCGGGUCCAUGCCGUUUGAAGACGAGAGUCGAACCGGACUCUACCGCGCCAUAAUACGAGGGAAAUACAGCUACAGCGGAGAUCCCUGGCCUUGCGUCUCAAACCAGGCCAAAGACUUCAUCUCCGGGCUUCUCCGCGUGGACCCCGGCGCUCGACUCACCGCGGAACAGGCCCUGAAGCACCCGUGGGUGGCCUCCGAAGCGCCCGCCUCCUCCUGCACCAACCUGCACCGGCCCAUCUCCCACAACCUGAGGCAGAGGGGGUCCCGGGGCAGCUCCAGAUGCAGCGGGGAACGAAACAGCGCGAAGGAGCGGAGAGAGAGGAGGAGUCAGCCACCCUGGCCUUGCGUCUCAAACCAGGCCAAAGACUUCAUCUCCGGGCUUCUCCGCGUGGACCCCGGCGCUCGACUCACCGCGGAACAGGCCCUGAAGCACCCGUGGGUGGCCUCCGAAGCGCCCGCCUCCUCCUGCACCAACCUGCACCGGCCCAUCUCCCACAACCUGAGGCAGAGGGGGUCCCGGGGCAGCUCCAGAUGCAGCGGGGAACGAAACAGCGCGAAGGAGCGGAGAGAGAGGAGGAGUCAGCCAGUAUGA